This is a messenger RNA of Orbicella faveolata, 1987 nucleotides long. Its product is annotated as putative zinc finger protein 66. The record is from RefSeq and is a predicted model, not a curated record. NCBI's taxonomy places the organism in Eukaryota, Metazoa, Cnidaria, Anthozoa, Scleractinia, Merulinidae.
AUGACAAGUGAGAGUGGCGAAGAAGUACCUUCAACUCGUAAGUCUUCAAUGGCUGGCUCCGUUUCAAAUGACAACAAUGGUCUGACCGAGCCCAGCUAUGAAGAGAGAGAAAACAGUCCUGAGGGCGAACUGAAAUGUCCUCACUGUAGUACAAGUUCCAAAUCGCAAUGUGAAAUCGAUAUUCACAGUCGCGAGAAGCAACCAUCCGACGAGAUCGCGGGGGAGGUCUUUGUCAGACGAGAGCAAAGUGUCUCUUCGUGUUCCAGUGACGAAGAAUCAAGCGAUGACGAAAGCGAUCCCGAUUUUGUCCCAUCAGGCCCCACCCCUGAGGAGGACAAUCCUGUAACAGAAUUGUUCUUUUAUCCAACCAAAAAUCAUUCAUUCAUAUACAUGCGACUCUGUGAAAAUAGAAGAAAACUAGAAAGAAAUCUGAAAGCAAGAAUUCUCAAGAAUAUCAUCACUGGGUCUGAAGUGGGACAACAAACCGCCCAAGAGAGGGGCUUCUCUAAGCAAGAUCUUUUGACAAACCAUAUUGACUGCACGCAUGACAGACCACACCCAUUCCAACACUGUGAUCAGAAGUUCUCGACCAAGGAGGAUCUUCAACUGCACAUACCAGUUCAUACUGGGCAAAGUUGUCCAUAUUGCAGUCAGGUAUUUCCAUUGAGAAAUGAACUUCUUAAGCACGUGGCACACGCUCAUGCCGAUGAAGAUCUCAGGAGCACGUUCGUGUUCACACUGGAGAGAAGCCUUAUGAGUGCCGGCAUUGUGAUGAGGCGUUUGCUCUUCCACGACAACGAGUGCAACGUGAAAAACAAUGUUGGAAAGAAAGAGUACAAGUGCAAACAUUGCCCUGAAACCUUUAAAACACCUUCGAUGCGGUGGAUUCACUCCACGUCUCAUACAGCGGACGUUUUACGAUGCGAACACUGUCCUUAUGCUACAAAAAUAAGACACGCAAUGGCUCAACACAAAAUCAGGCAGACCAAUGAAAAACCAUGCAGUUGUGAUCAGUGCUCGAAACAGUUUACCCAAUUAAGCCGCUUCCAGAUCCACAAGCGUUCUCACACUGGGGAGAAACCCUAUGCAUGCCAACAGUGCGAGAAAGCAUUUGUUGAUAGCUACAACCUGAAGAAGCAUACUAGGACACACAAAGGAGAGAAGCCUUACAAAUGUAACUUUUGCAGUAAGAGCUUUGCUCAAGGAUGUCAGCGGCAGUUCCAUGAGAGGAAACACACUGCUAAGAAUCCUUACGAGUGCUCGCAGUGUGGAAAGAAGUUCACUCUUAGACAGGAACUGAACAAUUGCAAGGACUUGCAUUGCAGACUCAGAAGAAAGGAAAACAGCCGGUUAAGAAGAAAAGGAAGUAAUUACGGAGCAAGGCUGCUUGAAUUCGCCGGCUUUUGUACCUUGAGAACCAAUCUUCAUGAAAGUCGGUCCGACCUUUGUAUAAUCAAUUCCUUCAACCACGUUGACGCUAAAGGGACUUCCUUCAAUCUCGCGCCCUCUGACGGCCACGUGCAGAAUGUGCCUGCCAUGCGUGACGGGAGUGUAACGCACUCUCAUGCUACCAUCGCUGUUGUUGGUGACCUUGUUGCCGAGAAAGAACCCCUCUGGCGCUUGGACUUUCACUUGAACGGGUACCACUUUAAGUGCGAGCAAUGUGGAAAGGCCUUCAAGAUUCAAAGUGCUCUUAAUAUUCAUCUGACUCGCCAUGGAAGUGGGAAGCCUUUUAAGUGUCCACACUGGCCUAAAUCGUACAAAUUUGACACAAAACUAAGGGAGCACGUUCGUGUUCACACUGGAGAGAAGCCUUAUGAGUGCCGGCAUUGUGAUGAGGCGUUUGCUCUUCCACGACAACGAGUGCAACGUGAAAAACAAUGUUGGAAAGAAAGAGUACAAGUGCAAACAUUGCCCUGAAACCUUUAAAACACCUUCGAUGCGGUGGAUUCACUCCACGUCUCAUACAGCGGACGUUUUACGAUGC